Messenger RNA from Penicillium bovifimosum, 2040 nucleotides. RefSeq lists its product as uncharacterized. Gene Ontology annotation, cellular component: SWI/SNF complex. Lineage: Eukaryota; Fungi; Ascomycota; Eurotiomycetes; Eurotiales; Aspergillaceae. The record is from RefSeq and is a predicted model, not a curated record. The transcript is spliced from 3 exons. Gene Ontology annotation, molecular function: DNA binding; histone binding. The coding region runs from base 1 to 2040 and encodes 679 amino acids. Gene Ontology annotation, biological process: positive regulation of DNA-templated transcription.
AUGGAUGAGUCUCCCAUCAACCCAGGUGCGGCCCACGAGAAUGUCCCAAAUCUGUCUGGUCUAGACGGUGCAGCUGAUGUGGCUCAUAAUACAUCAGGAGCGCAAUCACCAGCAAAGAAGACUGAGCACACCCCUGGAUCCGACAACCCGAUGGAUGCUCCCGCUUCUCCCAAAUCCCGUGAACCAGAAGACGAAGAGAUGGGUGGUACUGAGACUGACGCGAAGCCCGACACUGAGGGCUUAGAGGAUGCUGCGGGUGAGUCGCAACCGCCUGCGGAGGGAACCGAUGGGCUUGAGGACGCUGUGGGCGAAGAACAUUCGGCACCAUCUAAGUCAUCACUGGAAGCCGCGGCGCGCGAACAACUUGUCACUCAAACACACGCCAUCAUCCUUCCCAGCUACGCGACCUGGUUCGAUAUGAACACCGUCAACUCGAUUGAGAAGAAAGCUCUCGCUGAGUUCUUCAAUGGCCGCAACCGCAGCAAGACGCCUGCUACAUACAAAGACUACCGUGAUUUUAUGAUCAACACGUAUCGAUUGAACCCCAUCGAAUACUUGACCGUCACUGCUUGCCGCCGCAAUCUUGCCGGUGAUGUUUGUGCUAUUAUGCGCGUUCAUUCAUUCCUUGAGCAGUGGGGUUUGAUCAAUUAUCAGGUUGACCCCCAGACACGGCCCUCCAAUAUCGGACCUCCAUUCACCGGCCACUUCCGCGUCAUCGCAGAUACCCCUCGGGGUCUCCAGCCAUUCCAGCCCGGUCCGGGUCAUGGCGUCACAUCAGGCAAGGCCCUUGCAGCCACUCAGCGCGCCGCUUCCUCCACCCCUGCAUCCAAAGACGACCUCAACCUCGAAUUGCGCCGCACCAUUUACGAUGAAAAAGGCAAGGAUGUCACCUCCACCGACGAUAAAGAGAAGCAGACCAAUGGUGAGGCAACCAACGGCUCGGACGUCGCUCAAGAACCCAAGAAGAAGGCACACUGCUUCUCUUGCGGGAUUGAGUGCUCCAAACUCCGUUUCCACUACGCCAAGUCGACUGCGACGUCAGCAAAUGCCAAUACACCAGACACCAAGUAUGAUUUGUGUCCCAACUGCUUCCUUCAAGGACGCAUGCCUGCCAGCCACAAUGCCUCGGACUUUGUUAAACUCGAGGAGAAGGCACACUCUCACAUUGCCGACAAGGAUGCUCCAUGGUCGGACUCGGAACUUAUCUUGUUGCUGGAAGGAUUGGAGAACUUUGACGAGAAUUGGGAGCAGAUCGCUAGUCAUGUCGGCACACGGUCUCGAGAAGAGUGCGUUAUGAAAUUCUUGCAGCUGGAGAUCGAGGACAAAUACGUCGAGGAUAUCCCUGUUUCACGAGUUGGUGGCGGACGCGAUCCCAUCAGCCAGUCUGAGAACCCCGUUCUCUCUGUUGUGGCGUUCCUAGCUCAGAUGGCUGAGCCUGCAGUGGCCGCUGCCGCUGCUGGCCGGUCUGUCGAAGAGAUCCGCAAGGAGCUUCGAAGCCAGCUGGAGAAGGGGUCAGACAAGGGCAAAGAUGCCGUCAAGGCCGAAGACAAUAUGGAUGUCGAUCCCGCGCGUGAGGCCGGACAGCAAGUUUCCACAAAGCCCAAGGAGUCUCUUGGCACAAUCGCUCUGGCUGCAGCUGCCGCGCGUGCCGGUGCUCUCGCCUCGCACGAGGAGCGUGAAAUGACCCGUCUGGUCUCCGCUGCAGUCAACGUCACCCUGCAGAAGUUCGAGUUGAAGCUGCAGCAGUUCAACGAAAUGGAGGAGAUUAUCGAGGCCGAGCGUCGGGAGUUGGAGCAGGCUCGUCAACAACUCUUCCUGGACCGUAUGACAUUCAAGAAGCGUGUUAAGGAGGCCCAGGAUGCGCUCCAGGCCGUUAGUCUGCAGGGCCCCAACGAGCACACAAACCAGUUGCUGGCUAGCGCUGCUACCACAGGCAUUGGCAACCACUACAGCUUCCAGCCUGUUGCGGGCGACUUGCGGGCUGGAACUCAGCCCCUGAGCGCUCAGGGUGGCGCCGACUACAAGACUCUUGAUCUUUAG